This is a messenger RNA of Cavenderia fasciculata, 1608 nucleotides long. RefSeq lists its product as uncharacterized. The transcript has 4 exons. Lineage: Eukaryota; Evosea; Eumycetozoa; Acytosteliales; Cavenderiaceae. The record is from RefSeq and is a predicted model, not a curated record. Bases 1 to 1608 code for a protein of 535 amino acids.
AUGAAAACAAAUACAAUUACCCCUCAAUCGGGUGUAGGUAUUAAUGGAACAACAACAGUAAAUAAUCUUGAAAUAAAUGGCAAAGUAAGUAUGCAAUUGCUGGAUAUUUCCAACAUAGAAUGUGAAUCUCUUGCCACAAACAAAAUUACUGGAGAAACAAUUAAUAUUACACCAAUCAAAUCAUUAUUUAUCAAUGCACCAUCUGUAGAAACAAAUCAGUUAUCAUUUGUCAAUCCAAUACCAGGUUAUAUUCCAACACCAUUGGAUUUCUAUGAAUACUAUACACAUUGGGUUCAAUUUAAAUACAAUGUAUCUGGAGGAUCAUAUGUCUAUUCAUACAACCAAAUGCAUAUCGUAAGAAUUGGUAAAUUAGUUACAUUAUGUGUUGAUUCACCUCCAACAUUGACAAUGCAAGCAACAGCUGAAGCUUCAGAAAAUUUAAAGAUUAGUCUACAGGUUCAUCUAUUAAAUACUUCAAUCAUGAUGAUCAAAGUUUUAUUAUUUAUAACUUUAACAUGUCUAGUUUUCACCACGGUACAUGCUCUCAAAUGUCAUACAAAUUUGGAGUGUAUCCAAGUAGGUGCACAAUGUGAUUCAUAUCAAUUAUGUGCCAACUCUGAUUGCAUUAUUACCAACGGCACCUAUCCUGGUAUUUGUACUGCCUACAUACCAGAGAAUGGCAACUGUUCAUCGGAUUCCGGUAGUGCAUCUUGUUCUCCAGGUCUUUCGUGCUACGAUGGCAAGUGUGUCCAAUGUGGAUAUACUCAAAAUGGUGAUUCGUGCACUCAAUCAUAUCAAUGUACCAAAGGAUUAUCGUGUAUCAGUGGUAAAUGCUCCCUCGGUAAUAGUCGUUGUAGUUCUGGGCUAAAUACCUGUCCAUAUGGUCAAUUCUGUAACAUAACCGUUUCACCCUCUAUCUGCUCUCCUCAGCUCGCCAUCGGUCAAGACUGUACACAUUAUGUAGACGGAUGUCCAUAUGGAUCAAUAUGCAGCUACGACUCUAAAACCCUUAGCUGCACUGCACUCUAUUCCCGUGAUCAAGAUCAAAUGUGUAGCCCAACCUUCGAAGGUGACCCUCAAUAUCUAACAACUUGUAAUUUUACUCUAGGUCUUUACUGUCGCAAUGGUUACUGUAUACCUUUACCAUCUCCAUCAAAUGAUUUCUGUGAAGAUGACACUGAUUGUAACUAUAACGAGAUGUGUCUCUGUCCCAAUAAUUCACAAGGUAAAUGUGUCGUUAUAUCAAAUCUCAACACACAAUGCGCCAGUGCUACCAAGGCCUACUAUGCUUGUUUGGCAGAGAACCAAUGCGUAGAAGUCGGUAACAUUAUGAACCUAGAAUCUUGUGCUUCUAGAAAGUGUAGUGUAGAGUACUGUAAAACCGACAUCUGUUACAAUUUAGAUGCUUUGGACUCUCUCCUCUCUUGUCCAUCAACUUAUCCUUUCAAUAGUCUUGUUUGCUCAAGUCCUUCAUCAUCCUCCUCCUCCUCCUUGAACGAUACAUCCUCCAGUUCAAAUUCAACUGAACCAUCACUAUCAUCAUCUCUAUCCUCACCAAUCAUUUUGGUUUUAAUAUUGUCUGUUGUUUCAACUUUGUUUUUCUUUUAA